Carcharodon carcharias (great white shark) is the source of this 1068-nucleotide messenger RNA. RefSeq names its product borealin-2-like. The coding region runs from base 1 to 972 and encodes 323 amino acids. The transcript has 11 exons. The record is from RefSeq and is a predicted model, not a curated record. Gene Ontology annotation, biological process: mitotic sister chromatid segregation. Gene Ontology annotation, cellular component: spindle midzone; chromosome, centromeric region; chromosome passenger complex. Lineage: Eukaryota; Metazoa; Chordata; Chondrichthyes; Lamniformes; Lamnidae.
AUGGAUCCAGAUGAUAGAUGUCGAAUCCACAAGUGUAUCUGUGACUACCUCGGAUUUGAAACCUCACCCCUGGAAUCGCCAAGAUCCCGUGCAAUGGCACGAGUUCCACGAUCAAAGCUCUCGUUGCAGCCCAGUGUGCUCGUUAUGGCAUCAGGGACCAGAGGUGAGCGGAAGGCUUCCUUCUGGAAUAAUGAGGAAUCGGUGAAAAUGACCCUCUCGCAGGAGGCGAAAGAUGAGCGAAUACAAUUAUUUAUGAAAUAUUUCGAUGCGAAAGCAAAUGAAAAAAUAAGGGAAAUGGAACAAUCUUUUGGAAAAUUAAUGGACAUGGUUGGUAGUGUCUUGACUGUUUACUUGUUAAAGAUGCCAGCAGCAAUCAAACGAAUAAAGCUAAAGGAUUUCCUUGGAAAAAUGUAUGGAAUUGCAGAAUAUGAUUUAACAGAUGGGCGAAGUCUCUUUAUCAUGAGGAACAGAUCAAAUUGCAACUGCUGCUGUGAUGGCAAAGCUCCAGUGUCUUCCAAUUCUAAAGUGGAACUCGUAGAAUCAAAAUGCAAAGCUAAGCUGACUACUGCAAAAUGUUGCACGGUUCCAAAAAUACCUCAAACUAAGCCCAAAUCAGGUUCAUUCCCCAACUGUGACAAAGAAACCCUUUUUACAAGUGGUCCAAUAUUGCGCACCAAGGCAGCUUCAGUUCAAGGAGCUGCAUCAAAGAAGUCAUCUGUUAGUGACAAAAAAUCUGGACGAAAAGUACAGAAAUUUUCAUAUCCUUCAGCAUCUGUGGAUAAGGCACUGCCUUUUAUUAAGAUACCUUUGGCUGAUGGGCAGGCAAUCAGUGCAGUUGGUGAGGAAGUAAACAAUAUAGAUGUGCAGUCACUUGAUCCACAUGCUCUUCAGGGUAUCCAGUUGCUAGUGACCCGACUAACUGCCUUGUGUGAAAAGGCCAAAAAUAGUGCAAAACAUGCCAACAGCCUAUGAACAAUUCCUGCUGAGAUUUUUUUAUUUUAGUAGCAGCUUGGAUUUUAGGAUUCAUGUGUGUAUAUAUCUACAUUAAAGUUUUAAUCUGUUAUGGAA